Molecule: messenger RNA, 1337 nt
Organism: Amaranthus tricolor (Joseph's coat)
Lineage: Eukaryota; Viridiplantae; Streptophyta; Magnoliopsida; Caryophyllales; Amaranthaceae
Product: methylsterol monooxygenase 2-2
Exons: 7
Coding region: 124-927 (267 amino acids)
Biological process (GO): sterol biosynthetic process; 4-alpha-methyl-delta7-sterol oxidation
Molecular function (GO): iron ion binding; C-4 methylsterol oxidase activity
Source: RefSeq, a predicted model, not a curated record
AUCCCACUUGACAGUUGUUUUGCCCCUCUAUCUCUUCUUCAAACACUUUUCUUUUUUUUUUUUUCAUUCCUCUAUUUUUUUCUCUCCUCGCAACUCUCUCCAAGAGAUAGCUGUUUCUCUCCGAUGGCGUCGCUCAUUGAAUCCGGAUGGCAGUAUCUGGUCACCCAUUUCAGCGAUUUUCAGUUGGCUUGUAUUGGAAGUUUCAUCCUUCAUGAGAGUGUCUUCUUCUUAUCAGGACUCCCUUUUAUAUUCCUUGAGAGGCUUGGAUACCUUAGCAAGUACAAGAUUCAGGCAAAAAAUAAUCCUCCUGAAGCUCAGGAGAAAUGCAUAACGCGGCUGUUGUUGUACCAUUUUUGUGUCAAUCUUCCAGUGAUGCUCUUAUCUUAUCCUGUCUUCAGAGCUAUGGGGAUGCGAAGCAGUCUUCCCCUGCCAUCCUGGAAAGAAGUGGUACCUCAAAUAGUUUUUUAUUUCAUCCUUGAAGAUUUUGUGUUUUACUGGGGACACAGGAUACUGCAUACAAAGUGGCUAUAUCAGCAUGUUCAUAGUGUACAUCAUGAAUAUGCCACACCGUUUGGACUGACUUCUGAAUAUGCUCAUCCAGCUGAGAUAUUGUUCCUCGGCUUUGCAACAAUUGUCGGACCAGCUAUCACAGGUCCACAUUUGUUUACUUUAUGGUUGUGGAUGGUCCUUAGAGUUCUUGAGACCGUUGAGGCGCAUUGUGGUUAUCACUUUCCUUGGAGCCCAUCAAACUUCAUUCCGUUAUACGGAGGUUCUGAUUUUCAUGACUAUCAUCAUCGGUUGCUGUACACUAAGUCUGGAAAUUAUUCAUCAACAUUUAUGUACAUGGACUGGCUCUUUGGUACUGAUAAGGGUUACAGAACACUGAAGGCACUGAAGUCUGCUGAAGCUGACGGUAAGAAAAUGUAAGAAACCGAAGAAUUCACUUUUGGUGCCCAAAUCUUUUGUUUCGUGGGAGGGGAAUGGAUUAGCAGUCAACAUGAUUUAGUCUUCUCAAUUCUAUUCCUUUAAUCUUUGUCGUCAGUAGAGACGACCGCGACCCUGUUUAGUGUUUCAUUACCAUUUUGUUUGAGGUGUGUUGGCGGUUAAAACGCUUGUGUUUCUUCUCUUCCAUUUAAAUAUGAAAUUGUUGGUUUCAUUUAAAAUCUGUUAUCACCUGUUACUUUGAAAUUGUGUUGAUGUACUCACACAGUUUGUGGUGUGUGAGAUUGUUUGUAGAAGGCUUGUACAAUCAAAGAUUGUGGACUGAUAUUUUUUGUUAACUUGAGGACCUGUUGGGUGCAAUAUCAUGAUUCAUAUGUAAAUACAUGUGAUUUUAC